AGCACGGGGGAUUUUGUGCAGUGUCAUUAGAUGCUAAGGAGCACUAUAAAUGCUGGGCAGUUCUAACCAACGUUAUCAUUCUACGAGCAGCAACCUACCGAAGCAGAAAUGAAGUCGUGUGUUUGUGUCAUUCUGGCCGCUUUUCUUUUCGGAGCUAACGCUCUGACCGAGGAGCAGCUAAAGAAGGCCAAUGAGUUUGCAACCACUUGUCAGGAGUCGUCCGAUGGGGUCACGAAGGAAGCGGUCGCCAACUUGCGCUCCGGGGACUUCUCUGGCGUUGAUAAAAAUUCCAAGUGCUUCGUCAAGUGCUUCCUGGAGAAGGCAGGAUUCAUGGACAGCCAGGGUAACUUGGUCAAUGAUUAUGCUAUUGAGCGACUCUCUUUGGAUCGCGAAAGAAGCAAAGUGGAAGCUCUGGUGAAACAGUGCAGUGUGAAGACAAACGACCCAUGCGAAACUGCUUUCAAGGCUUUCGAGUGUUAUUACAAUGGUAAAGCUUCUCUGCUGUGAAUUUGAUGAUUGAGAAUAAAAUAUGUAGCAAUUGAAAAAAGUGA
Messenger RNA from Toxorhynchites rutilus septentrionalis, 551 nucleotides. RefSeq names its product general odorant-binding protein 56d-like. The record is from RefSeq and is a predicted model, not a curated record. Gene Ontology annotation, molecular function: odorant binding. Bases 109 to 507 code for a protein of 132 amino acids. The transcript is spliced from 2 exons. NCBI's taxonomy places the organism in Eukaryota, Metazoa, Arthropoda, Insecta, Diptera, Culicidae. Gene Ontology annotation, biological process: sensory perception of smell.